Messenger RNA from Columba livia (rock pigeon), 7204 nucleotides. It is a transcript of the gene ABCB5, whose product is annotated as ATP binding cassette subfamily B member 5. Gene Ontology annotation, biological process: transmembrane transport. The record is from RefSeq and is a predicted model, not a curated record. The transcript has 29 exons. Lineage: Eukaryota; Metazoa; Chordata; Aves; Columbiformes; Columbidae. The coding region runs from base 193 to 4152 and encodes 1319 amino acids. Gene Ontology annotation, cellular component: plasma membrane. Gene Ontology annotation, molecular function: ATP binding; ATP hydrolysis activity; ABC-type oligopeptide transporter activity.
GGGCUGCCCCGCAGGGACCGGGCGGGACGGGACCGGACCGGGCCGAGCCAAGCCAAGCCAGGCCAGGCCAGGCCAGGCCAGCGGCUGGAGCCGCCGCGGGGCUGGGGGCACCGGACACCGCACCUGGGCGGCCGUAGUCACCUAAACGUAUGGGCACAGUCUGGGCUGUAAAGCAUACAAUAAAGAAAAACAAUGAAGGACUAUCUUGAAAAUCCCACAGAAAAGGACCUCUCCAAUGCAGAAUCUGCAAGCAAGGGAUAUGACAACCCUUCUUUUCAACACGAUGAAAAUCUUGAAGAAAGUGACCAGUUAAAGCCCAAGAAAAAUAAGAAGGAAAAUGAGAAGAUUGACAAGAAGGCGGUUGGCAUUUUUGAACUGUUUCACUACGCUGAUUGGGUAGACAUCCUUUUGAUGGUGGUUGGUUUGAUCGCAGCUGCUACAAAUGGUACUGGAUUGCCGCUUAUGAUAAUUAUCUUUGGAGACAUGAUUGUGCUAAGCGGUGUAAGACCAAAUGUGUCAGAAGAUACUUCAGUAAAUAGUUCCAGCUGUCCAUCAAUUCCAAGCAUAGAUAUAGAAGCUGAAAUGACCAAGUUUGCUUACUACUACGUGGGAAUUGGAUUUGCUGUGUUGGUCCUGAGUAUGAUCCAAGUGUGGACGUUUUUGAUUGCAGCUACGAGGCAGACAGCCAGGAUCCGGCAGAAGUUCUUUUUUGCAGUACUCCAUCAGGAGAUGGCUUGGUUUGAUACUACCCAGAUAGGAGCCUUGAACACUAGACUGACAGAUGACAUCAACACCAUCCACGAAGGCAUCGGAGACAAGAUCUGUAUCUUUGUACAGUUUUUUUCCACAUUUCUGACAGGGAUUAUUAUAGGAUUCGUCCACGGGUGGAAGCUGACGCUGGUGAUUUUGUCAGUCAGCCCUCUGCUUGCUGUGUCAGCAGCAGUUUGGUCAACUCUCCUGGCAUCCCUUACUGCUAAAGAGUUGUCUGCUUAUGCCAAAGCUGGAGCUGUGGCAGAAGAAAUUUUGACAGCGAUCAGGACUGUUGUGGCUUUCAAUGGACAGCAGAAAGCAUUAGCAAAAUAUGAUGCUAACUUAGACAUGGCUAGAAGUGUUGGAGUGAAAAAAUCCAUUACCACAAAUACAUCUCUGGGUGUUUCACAAUUUCUUAUCUUUGGAUCUUAUGCGCUUGCAUUUUGGUAUGGAACUAAGCUCACUGUUGAGGAGAAAGAAAACUAUGACAUUGGUAACGUGUUAAUUGUGUUCUUCUCUGUGAUUGUCGGAGCCUUCUCCCUGGGCCAGGCAGCUCCCAACCUGGAGAGUGUUGCUAAGGCACGUGGGGCUGCCUAUGAAAUAUAUCAGAUUAUCGACAAGAAACGGCUUAUAGAUAGCAGUUCUAAGGAAGGCUACAAACCAGACAAGCUCAUAGGAGAAAUUGAAUUCAGAAACAUCCAUUUCAGUUACCCAUCCAGACCUGAUGUUAAAAUCCUCAGAGGUCUAAAUUUGAAAGUUCAAGCUGGGAAGACCAUUGCUUUAGUUGGUGCCAGUGGUUGUGGAAAAAGCACUACUGUUCAGUUGCUGCAGAGAUUCUAUGAUCCUGUCCAGGGAGAAAUUACCUUAGAUGGUCAGGAUAUUCGGGCACUUAAUGUAAAGUGGCUACGAGAAAAUAUUGGUAUUGUGAGCCAGGAGCCUGUUUUGUUUGCAACAACAAUAGCCGAGAACAUUCGCUAUGGCCGAGAAGACAUUUCUGAUGCUGAAAUUGAGCAAGCAGCCAAGGAAGCCAAUGCUUUUGACUUUAUAUCUAAACUGCCUGAUAAAUUUAACACAAUGGUAGGGGAAAGAGGGGCUCAGCUGAGUGGUGGACAGAAGCAGCGAAUAGCUAUUGCCCGUGCCCUGGCAAAAAAUCCCAAGAUUCUUCUGCUGGAUGAAGCUACAUCUGCACUAGAUACUCAGAGUGAAUCCAUAGUGCAAGCAGCUCUUGAUAAGGCUCGGACUGGCCGUACGACUAUCGUGGUUGCUCACAGACUGUCUACCAUUAGGACUGCUGACACUAUUGCUGGAUUUGAGAAAGGUGUCGUGGUUGAACAAGGAACACACAGUGAACUCAUGUUGCAGAAGGGACUCUACUAUUCUCUUGUAACACAACAGAGUUCUAGCAAUAAUCUUGAAGAGGGUGAGACAUCAGAAGAAACUGAAGACACAGAGGCUGAGGAAUAUGAGGAAAAUAACAUAAAUGAACUUGUGGAGGAGCUGACCCUUCAAGAUAAUUUUGAAGAAUCAGUGAUCCCCAGAAAAGGCAGCAUUCGAAGAAGAUCCAGCAGACACAAGAGCAAGAGGCGCUCUUCUAAGAAAAAACCCUCUAGAAAAAAGGAAAAAAAAGAGUUGGAGGAAGAAAAUCUCCCUGCUGUGCCUUACUCAAGAAUCCUGGCUCUGAACAAGCCUGAGUGGCUGUAUGUACUGCUGGGAGUGAUUGCUGCUGCCAUCUCAGGUGGAGUCCAUCCUGCAUUUGCUGUUGUAUUUGGAAAAAUCAUUGGGGCUUUUCAAGAAACAGAUCCAGAAAAGAGGAGUAAAAACACUGUGGUGCUUUCUUUAAUGUUUCUUUUACUUGGAGUGAUUAUCUUAGCAGCAUACAUAAUCCAAGGAUUCAUGUUUGGGAAGUCUGGGGAAUUACUAACAAUGAGACUUCGCUCUUUGUCCUUCAAAGCAUUACUUCAGCAGGAGAUUGCAUGGUAUGAUGAUCAGAAAAACGCUGUUGGUGUUCUGCUGACUCGGCUUGCCACAGAUGCUUCCCAAGUCAAAGGGGCAACUGGAAGUCGACUUGGACUGAUGACUAUGACUGUCUGUACCCUUCUGACUGCCAUCAUUAUUGCUUUCAUAUACGGCUGGCAGUUGACUUUGCUUAUCCUGGCCUGCAUUCCUUUCGUUAUUGCUACAAAUGCUGCGAGUGUUAGCGCUGUGUCUGGUCAUGCUGCCAAGGAUCAAAAAGCUUUGGAAGAGGCUGGAAGAAUUUCAACAGAAUCAGUUGGAAACAUAAGAACUGUAGCUUCGCUGGCCAAGGAAGAACUAUUUUAUGAAAGAUAUGUUGCAAGUUUGAAUGGUCCAUAUAGAGAUUCUCUGACAAAAGCUCCUUUAUAUGGAUUUACCUAUGGAGUAGCUCAAAGUGCAAACUACUUUGUUAAUGCAGCAGUCUUCAGAUUUGGGGCAUGGCUCAUCGCCCGUUGUCUGACCAACUUUGAGAAUGUAUUUAUAGUCUUCUCUUCCGUCAUAUUUGCAGCUAUGAAUGUUGGUCAAUCUGCUUCCCUGGCACCAGAUUAUGGCAAGUCUAGAAUGUCAGCUCAAAGAAUCUUUCAACUUUUGGACAGAAAACCUCUAAUUGACAGUUAUAGUGAAGAAGGUGAAAAAUUGGGCAAUUUUGAAGGCAACAUUGAAUUCAGAAACAUCCAUUUUGUAUAUCCAACAAGGCCAGAAGUUCAGGUUUUGCAAGGACUCAAUGUGAAGGUUAACAAAGGACAGACUCUGGCGUUAGUAGGAGGCAGCGGCUGUGGCAAAAGCACAUCCAUUCAGCUCUUGGAGAGAUUUUAUGACCCAUUGGAAGGACAAGUGUUGGCAGAUGGAUUUGAUACCAGAUCUUUGCAGUUACAAUGGCUGAGGUCCAGAUUGGGCCUGGUGUCACAGGAGCCCAUUUUGUUUGACUGCAGCAUUGCUGAAAAUAUUCGCUAUGGAGACAACAGUAGGGUGGUUAGUCAGGAGGAAGUUGAAGAAGCAGCUAAAGCAGCUAACAUUCAUUCCUUCAUUGAAAAACUGCCAGAGAAAUAUAAUACCCGAGUGGGUGAGAAAGGAACACAACUUUCUGGAGGUCAAAAACAAAGAAUAGCAAUUGCCCGUGCUCUGGUUCGUAAUCCUGCUGUUUUGCUUCUUGAUGAAGCUACUUCUGCUCUUGACACAGAAAGUGAAAAGAUCGUCCAGAAAGCUCUGGAUAAUGCCCGGCAAGGUCGAACUUGCAUCGUUAUUGCUCACCGCCUGACAACCGUACAGACUGCAGACAUCAUUGCAGUGAUCCAGAACGGCAGGGUGAUUGAGCAGGGCACCCACAGCCAGUUACUGGCAAAGGAAGGACAAUACUAUGCCCUUGUAAAUGCACAAGUCUCUAAUUAGCACUGUUUGCACAUUUUUUUACUUUUUUAUUUUCUGGGAAGACACAAGAAGCUUACAGAGAAUUAAUGUUGGCUGUGUCUGUGCUGAUGGAGCAGGGACUGUGCGUUGCAGCCUGGUUGCUGUAGCCAGUGUAGCCUUUGCCUCACACACCCAUGGGGAUGAGCAGUGCAUGCCUGUGGGUGGGUUAUGGAAGGUGCACGGUGGACUCCCAGGGCCUGAAUCUGCUGGGUAGUAGUGGGGGUUGUAUGAUUUGGAGGGAACGAGACCUGAAGUAGUCUCAUCCACACCAUGGCUGAAGUGGGUCACCCUGUUCUUGCUGUUCCCCCAAACCCUGGCCCAUAUCAUGUGCCAUAGAUCAAGGCAGUACCAGAGUAUGACAGUGGUUAAGCACCAUGGAUAAGCACUGGGAUGGUGCUUGUGCUUGCCCCUUGAAUUUCUUCACCAGCCAGAUGCAGCCAUAAAGUCAUCUUAAUUAAAGAUGACUGUCAUUCUUACUGACUGCUGAGGUUCCAGAUAAAGGCAUUUGUAUUAAAUUUAGAGAUAACAGGUUACAUGUGAGGGCUUGUUGGGCUUUUUCCCCACUUUUGCUACAUUUCUAAUAUUACUGUGCUUCACACAUUUCUUGGAGAUCCAAUAUUCUAUUUCAGACAAUAAUUGUAAUAGGUACAAGCUUUCCAUAUACAGAUAAAGUGACAUAAAAUAUAUCAUUAUUUUAUUUAGUAUUUUUUUAUUGCUGACCUAACAGAUUUUAAUCAGUCUUUGCAUUCAUCAGGGUAAUUUCAAAAGUCCUGCAGGACAGUUAGAAUGGCGUCUUUUGGAGUGGACUCAUGUCAGCCAUAUGAAUAACUUUUCUUCAAAAAAAUAAAAAUAAAAGUGAUUUUCAAUAUGAGUCCUUUAUUUUGAAUUAAUAUAGUGCUUAGAGACAUAGUUUAGUGGUGGACUUGGUAGUGUUAGGUUAUUAGUUGGAUCUGAUGAUCUUAAGGGUCUUUUCCAACCUAAGUGACUCUAUGAAUAAUUUUAAACACUGUUUGAAGUGUUGGCAAAACUUGUUUACACAUGUGCUUUAAUAAUUGGUUAUUCCUCAGGGUGCUGCAAUACAUCCUUCAACAGUUGAAGAAUAUGUGCUGUGUAGUCAGAGUGACUCAGCAGCUGUUUUUUUUCUCUUUGGCUGGAUAAACCCAAUGGCAGCAUUUUAAUUUUCCAAGGCUUUGCACGUGGCUUUGGGUUAGGAUUUACGGCUUGAAGUACUUUAUAACUUCCAGAUAACUCUGCUCAAUUGUAGCAGACGAAACUUACAGUAAUGACUAUCUCCUUCGCUCAUUUCAAUUGUUUUCCGGCAUCAGGAUCCAUGAGGGGAAUAAAACACACAAAAGAAAACAAAUUCUGGUCUCAGCUUUGCCAAAAUAAAUACAGUUGCUCUCCCUCACAGUUUUUUCUCAGGGAUUUUUACAAGAGAAGUUAUCACUCAUUCAGCCACCCCUUUUGCACGACCUCUUCACUUUCUCAUGAUAGGCAGAUACUGCAGGAGACGCUGCCCUGAUUACAUUCCAAAUUAUCCAAUGUAGGCUUCGAUUAAUUCCUUUUCCCUGUUUUAUUUCUGCACUGGAGUUAAAAUUACAAGCAGCACAGUGUGAUUCUCAGUUUUUAAAAUAAAAUAUCUUCCAUUUUAAUCCAGAAAUCUUUCGGGGAAAGAAAGAGUUAUUUUGUACUUUUGGGUUAGAUGUAUAUAUGGUUUUCAUUACAGUUGUGGUGAAUAAUAUAUCUUUAUAAUAUUACAAUUCAUUACAAUCUAUUGAAGUAACAAUUAAGACAAAGUAAAAAUGGGAAAUUGAUUUAAAUAGAGAUGGUUGCUAAGCUAAGGCUCUGUAACAUAAUGAAUCACCUAACAUCUGGGGCUGGUUAAUGGAGCAUCUGUGGAAAACACUGUAUUCACAUCCAUGAAGAUAAUGAAGAUGAAUCCAAAAUGUGCAUCCUUCCCAACAGCUUGGAAUUAUUUACUAGCACAGGGGCAAAAGGGGUGAGGAAAUAUGCACCAUUUGACCUGGAAGGUGCUGAAAGAGCUGUAGCAUGGUCAGCCUAGAAAAAUAAGUUCUAUGACUUGUGUUUCCCCUCAUUUGCUCUUUCAGAGGUUAACAUUACCUACCAUGGUGUGGCAGAUGGCAAUCCCCCUCCUUUGCAGCACGGCACUUCUCUCUCUUCCUCUGCUAUUUGAGGCUAACAGCUUCUUUUGUCUGGCCCAGAGCACCCUGGCUCCUGGGACAUUAGAAGAAGGGAGUGCCAAGGCACACUGGGCCGCGCCCAGUGUGGGGGAUGUUUGAGGGCUUCAGGGGCACCCACACUCAGUGUGGGGGGUGCAGAGAAGCUUAUACAAUGCCUACAGUCAGGUCUGAUCAGAUAACAAAACGGGACUCUCGUCGAGACUCCGCCCAUUGCCGCGGGUCUCUUGGAGCACGAGCUUAGCCACUGCCGCCACGAGAGUCCCCCUCCCCGGGAUGGAGACUCCACUUGCCUCGCCGCCACGGUGUAAGUAAAACUUCUCGCAGGAUUGCGAGUAUAUUUUCUUUCCGUGCACACUUGCACAAGUACUUUAUUUCCUCGCACAAUCGCGAGUGGCCGCCGAGAGCCCCUCGCACAAUCGCGAGUAUAUUUUCCUCCCGUGCUUCCACAUAAGCACGUGUAGGAUUCCGUGCACAUUUGCACGUGUAAAAUAACUCUCGCAGGACUGCGAGCGUAUUAUAAAUUUACUCUCGCGACAUCGCGAGUGCACACUUUCCGUACUCACUGCGAGUACGUGUAUCUCUAUAAAAAUAAUCCCACACCGUGCUUAGGCUAGUGUGUACUCCUCCGGGACUCGGGGACGGCUCGGGCACUGUUUUGGUGAAGCCACGUGCAUGCACUCUGUGGACCUCCUGUUGUAUUAGUGGCUGCCCCUCUCAAUAAUUUCCUCCACUGAUAUCCGAACCUGUAUUUAAGUCACAUUCGGAGUGCUAAAACCCUGUGCCUUGCUGGUCUAAUAAAAGUUGGUUUUGGACCUUGUGGUCCCUAAAAUUGA